AUGAACUACGAUGUUAGGACUAUUGGUGAUUAUGAAGUGCAUAUUACUAAAUGUAUUGGGUAAGGAAGUUAUGGAAAGGUCUAUGAUGGAAGAAUAAUCAGUUAAAAUAGAAUAAUAUGUGUCAAGGUAUUGAAAAUGAAAUGAGAGUAGGUUUUACAUUUGACAGAAGAGAAAAGAUAAAUGUUUCUAAGAGAAGUCGAAAUUCUUGAGGAAAUUAAGAAGGUUACUCAUCCUAAUAUUGUCAAAAUUUAUCAUUUAGCAGAGUAGAAUUAAAAAAUAUAUAUUUUCAUGGAAAAGUGUAAAGAGAACCUUGAACAAUAAAUUCAGAAACAGAAAAAGUAGAAUUAAUCAUUUUCAGUUGAUUAAGUGCUCUUUAUUGCAAAAUAAAUCUGCAGAGGAUAUAAUGAAUUAAGAAAGAAAAAUAUAAUCCACAGAGAUAUAAAGCCUGAAAAUAUUUUAUUAGGAGAGGAUGGAUAAUAUAAAGUAUUUUCUUUUUAAACUUANCUCUUCUGA
Molecule: messenger RNA, 513 nt
Organism: Paramecium octaurelia
Lineage: Eukaryota; Ciliophora; Oligohymenophorea; Peniculida; Parameciidae
Source: the annotation of a GenBank genome assembly